CUGGUUCUCGAAAUCGCUUAUAAUAAACGCAACGGAAAUGAGUAGCCAGUGAACUAUCAGAUGUUUCCAUUACAGUUGUGUUUCUUUCAGUUUUGUGUUUAAAGAAAUGUACAUUGAAAGAUAACUGUACUUCUGAUAUUUUCCAUAAUUGACUCUGUGACAUCUGUGAUUGGCCGACUUGUUUAAGCUGACAGUGUUGAGCAUGGAGGAAGCGGGCCCGUCUGGAAGUAGAUCAGCUGUGAAGGAAGCUGGUGGAGCAAAGCCGUUCUUGAAGAGAGAUGCCAUCAACUCACUGGUGGUUGACAGCGACUACUCUGAUGAUGAUGAUGACAUCAGCAUUCAUCUGAAGUCGGACAUCAUUAAGAGAUAUGAAGUCGGGAGGCUCCUCGAUCUGCCUGACAAGGAAGCGCCGGUUGAGCUAGACGAUGAUCUAGAGGACACCAAUCUCAAAGACUCUACAACAGCUGGUAUCCUGUCUGUGCCAAGCAAGUGUGCUGAGCAGGCGGAGGAGUUUGUGCGCAAGGUGUGGGAUGCGGGCUGGCAGGUGGUCAACCACCACUCCCUGCCCGUCUGGCUCCGGGACAACGACUUCCUCCUCAAGGGACACCGCCCCCCCACUGGAUCCUUCAUGGAGUGCUUCAAGUCCAUCUUCCAGAUACACACAGAGACAGGAAACAUAUGGACUCACCUUCUAGGCAUGAUAGCGUUUGUGGGGAUUGCGGUGUACUUCAUGUCGCGGCCGUCCGUCGAGAUCCAGUGGCAAGAGAAGGCUGUGUUCUCGGCGUUCUUCGCGGGCGCCAUUCUGUGCAUGGGCUUCUCCUGGGUCUUCCACACUGUGUACUGCCACUCGGAGAGAGUCGGGCGCUUCUUCAACAAGUUGGAUUACUGUGGAAUUGCACUGCUGACAAUGGGAUCAUUUGUGCCCUGGCUGUACUACAGUUUCUACUGUCGCACGUCGCCCAAGGUUGCAUAUCUUUGCCUGAUAUUUGUCUUGGGUAUUCUCUGCAUUGUGGUGGCCAUGUGGGAUAAGUUCAGUCAACCAGGCUAUCGGCCCGUCCGUGCAGGUGUGUUCGUGGCGCUGGGUCUGAGUGGUGUGAUCCCAGCAUUGCACUACGUGAUCACCGACGGGUUCUACCAUGCCAUCAACUACGCCGCGCUCGGAUGGCUCUCUCUCAUGGCCGUUCUCUAUAUUUUUGGUGCAUUCAUAUACGCCAUUCGGAUUCCAGAGCGAAUCUUCCCAGGAAAGUUUGAUAUAUGGUUUCAGAGUCACACGAUAUUUCACUGCUUCGUUGUGGCUGCUGCCUUUGUUCACUACCAUGGGAUUUCUGAGAUUGCCAACUAUCGACUCACAUUUGGUGACUGUUUGGAGCGUGUGAUACAGUAACAGCUGAUGUAACAGGAGUGAUAGUAGCACCUCUUGGUGUUAUAGUCCACCAUGUGGUCUCUUUUAAAUCAUCUCCGGUGUUCGUUCCAUUUGUCAAGGAGAAUUUGUAUUGUUGGCUUUUAGCAAUAAUUUAUUGAUUAUCUGUAAAUACACAGUAACAGGUUUGAGAUGUAUAUAUACUGUUGCAUUGUUAUGCUUGACGAUGAUGUACAGGUAUUGUGUGUGUGGAAGAAUUAACAUUACAUUUGUGCAUUUCACUAGGAUGUUGAUUGUGAUGUGUAUUCAGAUAUAUUAUUAUAUAACACUGCUACACUUUUUUGAUGUAAACUGUAUUUGAAGAUUAUUAUUAUAUUACAUUGCCACACUUCUCUAAUGUAAAAUAUUUUUCAAGUAUGUAAUUUUUAUCAUAUUGCUGAAUUUCUCUGAUGUUAAUUGUAUUUCAAGUAUAUUAUUUUAUUAUAUGCAUACUCAUGAAAUAUAUAGAUCUACAGAAACCAUAAAAAUUAUAUUUGGUGAAAAGUAAUUUUUUCAUUGUAAAAGUCAUAUUUAAACUAUUUUAGUUACAGUGAAAAUAUAGAAAUCAUAUUUAUAUUUUUGUGAACAUGUUCAUGCUUAGAUUUAUCCUUUUGUAUAUAUUUACGAUUCAGUUAUUGAGAUCAGUGUCGCUUCCCUGUCUUUUAAUUUGGUGAUUACCAAUGCAUCUGAUUUUAUUUGAUGUCAAAAAUAAAAAAGUAAUUUAAACAAUUAUACCUUUAAAAAAAUGGAUAUGAAGUGCAAUGGUGUUAAAAUAUCUCAAACUGAUUAUGUACAGAACCAAAUAAUAGUGACACAAUAUCCUGUUGUAGCCUUUAAGUUCAGCUUUAACUUGGAUUUGGGUUGUGUUUUUGUACGAUCACUUUGUCAGCUAGGUUUCACAGCAGUAUUUUAAAUAAAUAUUAAUUCAAUUAUCAUUAGAUAAAGGCUAAUUCAGUCUGAAAUUUCUUUUAAAAAGUCCAUAGUUCCAAAGGAAUAUUGCAUGAAUAUAUCAUGGCAUCACUGGUUUUCAGUCGGAUAAGUGAAAGAGCAUAAGAUAUUGUCAACAUUAGGAAAAAUGUAUGUAAUAAAUAGAUAAUUUCAUAGUGGGUUUUAAUAGCCUUUAUACAUGUAUAUAUUACAUUGCUACACCCACAUGUAAACUGUAUUUUAAUAUUAUUAUUAUGUUACAUUGCUACACUCACAUGUAAACUGUAUUUUAAGAUUAUUAUUAUGUUACAUUGCUACACUCACAUGUAAACUGUAUUUUAAGAUUAUUAUUAUGUUACAUUGCUACACUCACAUGUAAACUGUAUUUUAAAAUUAUAAUUAUAUUACAUUGCUACACUCACAUGUAAACUGUAUUUUAAGAUUAUAAUUAUAUUACAUUGCUACACUCACAUGUUAAUUGCUACACUCACAUUUAAACUGUAUUUUAAGAUUAUAAUUAUAUUACAUUGCUACACUCACAUGUAAACUGUAUUUUAAGAUUAUUAUUAUAUUACAUUGCUACACCUACAUGUAAACUGUAUUUUAAGAUUAUUAUUAUAUUACAUUGCUACACUCACAUGUAAAAUGUUUUUCAAGUAUAUUGUAUUACAAUUCUACACUUCUUUGAUGUAAAAUGUUUUUCAAGUAUAUUAUAAUUUAUAUUACAUUGCUACACUUUUGUAUGUAAAUUGUAUUUCAAGUGUAUUAUAUUACAUUGCUACACUUUUGUAUGUAAAUUGUAUUUCACGUGUAUUAUAUUACUUUGCUACAUUUCUUUCAUGUAGAUUACAUUUCAGGUAUAUAAAGGAUUUGUCACAAGGUUUUUUAAAUGUAUAUUUAUUUAACAAACACAAGUAUUAAGCAAAUUCUAUUUAUCCUAUCACAAUUCAAAAGUAACAUUUUAAUUUGAAACUUAGUAAGUUGCACGUGUAGGUCACCUUCAUAGGUAAUAUGUCAUCAUGAUUGGCACAGAUGUAGUUUGACAUGCUCUAACUAAAUCUUAUUGUAGGCUCAUGUGUACAGGUCUUGUUGGCUUGUAACUGGAUGACCCAUUGGCAGAAGGAAAAACAUUAAUUGGAUGAACUUAAUACACCAAAAUAUUAAAUGGGUUUAUGACAUUAUGGGUAAGAUAUAAGAUAAAUCAUUUUAUUACCAAUAUGGUUAAAAAUAUAUUCGUACAUAUCAAAGUGACGUGUCCCACUAAAAUGCCAAGUGGGAUGUAACACUUUUGAUGUCACACAAUGACAUCAAAAGGAACGCUUCACUGUCAUGCACCUGUACUUGCAGUUAUCACCUGUGUGAUGAGUGAAGUGUUAACAUUCAGCCAUCAGAUGGGCUCUUGAUUGCAGUCACCUCUAAGUGGAAAGAGGCUAGUGGUUUCAUGCUCAUGUUUCGUUGUUUUGCUUUUAAUUGGCAUGUAUUUUUCAGACUUGUGAAUCUGUUCUCUUUAGCUGAAAUUUCAUACCAGGAAGUAUUAUCCGGAGAGCAGCCAUGAAUUGUCAGUUUUUACAGUUUAUGAUGGAUUACUACUGAGUUGGUCAACUUAAUUCUGUUAUAAGACUUGCCUGUCACACAGCUGAACAAAUAACAGCAGGUCAUUGUCUUCUAUAAUGCUGUGCAGUUUCCAUGCCCCUAUUGCUCGAUUCACGAUUAUACUGUGCCAGAGCACUGAAUCAUUUUGCUGUUGUAUAAGGUGUAGCAUAUCAAUUUGUAAAGGAUUCUGUCAGUCGGUUCUAAAAUCAACAAGUUGCUUCAAACCAAUGGGUUAUUUAAAUACUACAGAGGUCAACCUACUUGUAAUCUUGCUUCAAACCAAUGGGUUAUUUAAAUACUACAGAGGUCAACCUACUUGUAAUCUUGCUUCAAACCAAUGGGUUAUUUAAAUACUACAGAGGUCAACCUACUUGUAAUCUUGCUUCAAACCAAUGGGUUAUUUAAAUACUACAGAGGUCAACCUACUUGUAAUCCUCAAAGAAAGUUUUGAAAAGGCAUUUCAGUGAUUGUUAUGUUAUUUUGUUUUAAUGAAGGCCAAUUUCUGCAAUGAUAUAUUCGUGAGCAAAUACAUGGCAGUCAUAUUAAAAUACUUGACCCACGAAAGGUAGGUUUAGCAUGAAUUAUAUAAUCGUUUCUCUUUAUUUGGAUGUUAAAAUAAGAGCAGAAAUUAAGUAUACAUGGUGGCCAUCUUGAAAUUCGAAAUGGCUACCCAAAACAUAAAUAUAAGAACUUGCAAGAUCCAUUUUCUUGGCAAGUAUUUCAAAAGGUUUUAAGCACUGUUUUCUUACAUUUGCUGCUUUACUGUUUUCAUAACAAAUUGAAUGUAGUUAUUUUGUAGUUAAUAUUUUGUUCCAUUUAGUAGGUAAGCUAUCCAUAUGUCUUAACAUUUCAACAAUCAAGGUAAUAGCUUUGUAAAUACUAACAUGAUUUUUGACUGAAUUUAUAUUAUAUACAUGUGUUAAGAUUUAAGGCUCUGACAUACAAUAAUAAAUAAACAUUUAAAAUAGACUGUCCAAUUGUUUCUAAAAAAAAUUUGGGGGGGGGGGGGGGCGGGGGGGUGGGGGCGUGUCAUGUAUUUUUCUUACCCUUUUAAGCAGUUCUCUGCUAUUAAAUAAAUGUGUUGAUUAAACAACAAAAACAAAAACACUUUCAUUGGCCAUUACGAUGCUUUCCGAAUGGUGCGCUUUUUAUUUGUUGGUUGGAACAGUGUAAUGAAACAUGAAAAUGUUUGUAUAUUGCCAGAAUUUUAUCACAGUAUUGCUAGACUUCCAUAUACAACAUCAUUCCCAAAACGUUUUGUGCGGGAGUUUUAUUCUAAGUUGUGAGGACAAAACUUUUAUGCAGUCGGAUAUUCAAUUUUUUUUUUUUUUAAUAUUUUCAUAUUUAAAUAUCAGUAUUUGUUGUCCUCAUUGUGUUUAUGUUCUUGAAAUGGUCUCUGUAACAUGACACUAAAUUUGUCAGAACCAUGAGCUGCCAGUUAAAUAUCAGACAUAAACCUACGAUUGUACCAAAGUGGUGGACAAAAUCCAUAUCAGCAACAAGGGUUUUUAUUAUUAUAUUUUGUUAUAUACAGUGUAAAAUAAACACUUGUGUUAGUUAACGAUGUACAGGACACCGAGGCAAGUUUGUAGCUGUUUGGAGAAGUUCAACAAUCUUUAAAUGAAAUUAUUGAAUAAAAUAUAUAAAUACUU
Messenger RNA from Gigantopelta aegis, 5571 nucleotides. Its product is annotated as adiponectin receptor protein-like. Gene Ontology annotation, biological process: adiponectin-activated signaling pathway. Gene Ontology annotation, cellular component: plasma membrane. Gene Ontology annotation, molecular function: signaling receptor activity. The transcript has 7 exons. Bases 203 to 1384 code for a protein of 393 amino acids. The record is from RefSeq and is a predicted model, not a curated record. Lineage: Eukaryota; Metazoa; Mollusca; Gastropoda; Neomphalida; Peltospiridae.